CGCUGCCGCCGCCGCCGCCGCCGCCGCCGUGGCUGAGCUUUCUUUCUCCGCCUGGGGGGAGAAAUUAAACCCAACCCCAAAGCUUCCUUCUGCAACUCCUGUCAGCGGCAAGAUUCCAGCUUGCAAGAAUUUCCCACGAUGGAGUGUGAAGACCCAGGUAUUGUGGAGAUCCACGACUCGGAUGAUGGAGGGAUCGUGAGGAGAGUCUACGUAGCUGAGAGAGAUGUGGCAAGUGAGGGUGAAGAUUUCCUGGAGCAUGAGCUCAGGCAGCCCAGCUGGAAGGCAGGUUCACAACAGGAUGGGUCUGAAAUGGAACAGCAGCGGAGCCCACUACCCCCUGGAAGCUACGACGACAGUGAAGUGGCGGUCGCGACCACGGUGGUCCAGCGUUCUGGCAAACAGCGCCCAUUCAUCUGCAACGAGUGUGGCAAGAGCUUCAGCCACUGGUCAAAGCUUCUGCGGCAUCAGCGCACGCACACCGGAGAGCGCCCCAGCACCUGCUCCGACUGUGGCAAGAGCUUCUCACAGAACUCGCACCUGGUGCAGCACCGGCGCACCCACACGGGCGAGAAGCCCUACGUCUGCCGCGACUGUGGCAAGAGCUUCAGCUGGAGCUCCAACCUGAUCCAGCACCAGCGCAUCCACACGGGGGAGCGUCCGUACACCUGCGCGGACUGCGGCCGCAGCUUCACCCAGAGCAAGAACCUAGCCAAGCAUCGGCGGACGCACACAGGCGCACGGCCCUUCCGCUGCCCCGAAUGCGGCCGUGGCUUUGCACACACUGCAGGUCUGGUGAAACACCAGCGCCUGCGCCAUGACAGUGACUCCCCCAUUGGCCACCCUUGCCCAGAGUGCGGGCAGCGCUUCCGGGCCCCUUCCGAGGUAGAACGUCACCGCGUCGCCCACCACGGCGUUGCCCCCUCGGAGCCCUUCAUCUGCGUGGAGUGUGGAGAGUGUUUCUCUAAGAGUACCACGCUCGUCCGCCACAAGAGAGUGCACAAGCCGAUCUUUGUACACUGACCUCGGCCUUCUGUGGGAUGGGACGUUCUGACCGGGUACUUGGGCUUGUAGCCUGGAGUCUUCAGACUGGAGUACAGGGAGACUUUCUGACUCUAGUCCAGGCCUUUCUUGAUCAAAUCAAAGGCCCCAGUGGGAGCGAUGAGCAAACCCACUUCAGUGAGGAGGAGACUGGGCCAAGAGCAUAGAUGUCGCUCACUCAGUGGGAGAGACUGCUUGGAGCCCAGAGGACUUGCCUGUGGGGCGAGAUCAAUGUGGAGGACAAUUCUCACUGACCUUCUGAGAGCCAGCAAGGCUUGGCCCUGUUGCUGUAUAUAACGUGGGGGGUAUUCGUUAGCUAGAAGCCAUAGUAGGAAUCUACAGGGGGUGGGUGGGAAAGAGAUCCACUCUCUAAACAAAGUAAUCAGACUUGAAUGGGGCUCUGGAGGAAGGCCGCUUCUUGGCCAAAUUAGGGUGCCCUGGAAAGGUGGAUUCUUUGCUCGCUGGGCACUUGGAGGGGGUGAGGAAGCAACAGAGAGGGGAAAGAGUCUUGUGAAUAAACG
This is a messenger RNA of Gekko japonicus, 1559 nucleotides long. Its product is annotated as zinc finger protein 16-like. The transcript is spliced from 3 exons. Gene Ontology annotation, cellular component: nucleus. The coding region runs from base 139 to 1020 and encodes 293 amino acids. NCBI's taxonomy places the organism in Eukaryota, Metazoa, Chordata, Lepidosauria, Squamata, Gekkonidae. The record is from RefSeq and is a predicted model, not a curated record. Gene Ontology annotation, biological process: regulation of transcription by RNA polymerase II. Gene Ontology annotation, molecular function: DNA-binding transcription factor activity, RNA polymerase II-specific; RNA polymerase II transcription regulatory region sequence-specific DNA binding.